ACAAUUUAUGUGUCAGAUUUGUGUUUUGACAUAAGACCUGUCCGAGACAGCGGAUUGUUUGUUACGUUUUGAACACAUUUAGGGGUCAGCAGAUUCCGAUAACCCCCGAACACGAGUCCAUCUAAAUUCGAUUUGACAUUUUCAGUAUGAAAAGAAGUUCCGACAUAGACAUGGCUGAUUUAUCGUACGAUGCUGCGAUGAAAAAGGUCCACCUCGUGGAAAGAAACCGAAAUCCGAAUGGGGCACACAUCCUUAGUUUGAAUCGCGUUUCAAUCCACGAGUCCAGCGAUAUAAUCAGUUUGGCUACACAAAUUCAACGUGCAGAUGAAGCGGUGAAAGAUGUUGCAUGCGGGAAACUGGCACUGAUUUUGGAGCAGAUAAAAAUGCUUCAAUCUCAAGCUAAGCGAAUUCUCGAAGAAACUGAACAUAAUAACUCCCUCCACCAUGCAGCUUGUAAUUUUCAGAAAGUUCCUGGGCAAAUUUAUCACUUAUACCAAAAUGAAUCAGGACAGAAUUUAUUUAGCAUGCUUUCACCAGAAGAAUGGGGAUCAUCGUGUCCACACAAAUUUCUCGGGAGUUACAGAUUGGAACGCGAUUCAACUUGGACACCCAUAAAGAAUAUCGACGAAAGGGAUCGACAAAAUGAAUGGGGGGCAAGACUUCUAGCAUCAGCAAAUUCAGGGGAUCAGAAUAUGCUUUCAUUAGAUUAUGAAAAAAUGUAGUAUUAAUACUUAAAAUAGUACAAAUAAACCAUGUUAUUAAAAAUCUA
Messenger RNA from Hermetia illucens (black soldier fly), 769 nucleotides. RefSeq lists its product as uncharacterized. NCBI's taxonomy places the organism in Eukaryota, Metazoa, Arthropoda, Insecta, Diptera, Stratiomyidae. The record is from RefSeq and is a predicted model, not a curated record. The coding region runs from base 147 to 722 and encodes 191 amino acids. The transcript is spliced from 4 exons.